This is a messenger RNA of Fusarium musae, 612 nucleotides long. RefSeq lists its product as uncharacterized. The coding region runs from base 1 to 612 and encodes 203 amino acids. NCBI's taxonomy places the organism in Eukaryota, Fungi, Ascomycota, Sordariomycetes, Hypocreales, Nectriaceae. The record is from RefSeq and is a predicted model, not a curated record. The transcript has 3 exons. Gene Ontology annotation, cellular component: membrane; cytoplasm.
AUGUCAUCUCUAACGAAUUCGCCAAAUGGCAAAUCUACAAUUGACGCCAAGGCGCUGCUGGGUGCAUACCUCAAACAGUUACAGUCAAAGCCACUGAGGACAAAGAUGCUUACUCAAGGGUCAUUGUCAGCCUUGACCGAGAUUGUAGCGUCGUGGUUUGCCUACGGGCUCCCUGGCCACGGCCCAACAAUUACUGCCCGUGUCCCCCAAAUGGCGUUUUAUGGUGCGUGUAUCGCGGCACCAUUGACCCACUUUCUCAACACAACUCUGCAACGAAGUCUUCCGGGACGAGUAGUCUUGCAAAAUCUCAUCACUAUGCUCUUGUUCUUCCCCAUUCAAAAUACUGUAUAUCUUGCAUCAAUGGCCGUCAUUGCUGGCGCGCGUACAACCGAACAAGCUCGAGCUGCAGUUCGCGCCGGUUUGGUACCCAUGACAAAAGCUAUGUGCGCUAUGCACCCUGUCUUGAUUACUAUUGCAACCUUGUUUGUACCAAAGGAGGCUUGGGCUCCUUUCUUCAGCUUGGUUGGGUUCUGUCUGGGAACUUUCUUCAACACCAUGGCGAAGAAGAGGAGAGUUGCCGCGGCCGCCGCUGCUUCCAAGAAGGAAUCCUAA